AUGAAGUUCUUUGCUCUGUGCGCAUUCUUGAUCUUUGCUCUGUUGGUUGUCCAAUUCACUCCUGGACAAUGUCACGGUGGUCGUAGGUUUGGCGGAUACGGAGGACCUGGCGGAUACGGAGGACUCGGCGGAUACGGAGGACCUGGCGGAUACGGAGGCUAUGGCGGACCUGGCAAUUAUGGAGGCUAUGGCGGGUAUCCUGGAGGAUAUGGUGGCGCAAACGCCCAAAGCUAAUGCCCAAGCCAGUGCCACCAGUUACGGUGGAGGAUUCAGAAA
Messenger RNA from Drosophila bipectinata, 276 nucleotides. The record is from RefSeq and is a predicted model, not a curated record. Lineage: Eukaryota; Metazoa; Arthropoda; Insecta; Diptera; Drosophilidae.